Messenger RNA from Closterium sp. Yama58-4, 3852 nucleotides. The record is from the annotation of a GenBank genome assembly. NCBI's taxonomy places the organism in Eukaryota, Viridiplantae, Streptophyta, Zygnematophyceae, Desmidiales, Closteriaceae.
AUGAGUUCCUUGCUAGGAACCCCCCCCCCGCUCUGGCUCACUCUCUACCACAUCGUCACCCGCCUCCCUGACUCUCUGCGCGCAGUCAGGGAUCACUUCCUCGCUCGCUGCCCCACUGAGCUCACCAUUGCCCUCCUCGAGAAGGAACUACUUGCAGCUGAGGCGAGCAUCGUCGCUGUAGGUGCCUCUCGUGGCGACCCCCGCACCCCUUUCUUUGAGGGGUGUUCCCCUUCCCCCCUUCUUCCCUCUGUAGCCUCUGCUUCUGCUGUCGACCUCCUUGGUGCUGAGAAGGUCGGGGCUACGUCCGCUCCGAGCGGGCGCCGCAGGAACAGAGGGGGCAAGGGUGGAGGUGGCGGCGGGGGAGGCGGGGGUGGAGGCGGUGGGAGUGGAGGUGGGGCUGGAGAGGCUAGUGGCGGCAGUGGGGGUGGUGACGGCAGCGGCGGGGGCGGUGGCAGGGGCGGGGGCGGCAGCGGGGGCGGCGGUGGUCGUGGCAGCGGCAGGGGAGGGGGUGGUCGAGGAGGUGGCGGCGGCGGUGGUGGUCGUGGAGGCGCUGGCGGUGGUCUGAGCCAGCAGCACACUCCGUCGCUCCAGGAGGCCCGUGAGUGGUACUCCCAGCGCGGGGGGGCGGGUGGCUUUAGCUGCACGUACGUCAUCCGCACUGGUGACCGCACUGGUCAGACGUGUGGGAGGCCGCACCCCACGCAGCGCUGUUUCUCGCGCCUUGACGACGCUUGGCGCACUCAGUUCCCUGAUGCCACUGAGCUGCCCCGCUGGGCUGAUCUGAUGAAGAAGGGAGUUGAUAUCUGGGCUCUAGACUUUGAUGCUAUUCUCACUGCCAUGUAUGUGAUGUUUACUAGUGGAGAGGGUGCUCAGUACCUGCGUGUUCCGCCCGACCCGGGCAUUCGGACCAGUGAGGCUGCCGCUCUAGGUGCUAGUGAGACUGCCACUACAGAUACUAGCGUGUCUGCUACCUCAGGUGAUGGUGAGGCUGCUGCUCUAGGUGCUAGUGAGUCUGUGCCCCCUGGUACUGAGUCGACUGAGGCCCUGCACACCUUCACCCUGGACUCAGGUGCUUCUCGCUGUUUCUUUCGUGACCGCACUGUCCUUGAGCCGCUCGCUCGGCCAGUUGCUGUCUCCCUCGCUGACCCCUCUGGGGGUCCGGUCAUUGCGACCUCCUCCACUGUCCUUCCUUGUCCUGCGGUCCCGUCGGGCACACUGUCAGGUCUUCACCUCCCCUCGUUCUCUACGAACUUGGUGGCGGGUUGUGCGCUCCAGGACGCGGGUGUUCACCAGUUCACCCCUGCCUACGAGCGCGUGACACACUGCACGUGUGCUCGGACGGGCCGUCACCUGGCUACCUUCACUCGGCAGCCGGGGUCGGACCUGUACACACUGACCACUGAGUCCCCUCAGGUAGCUGCGUCUGCGUCUGCGUCAGGUCAGCUGUCGGCCCCCUGCUCGUGUCGCUCUCUGGCGCACGAGACCGUCCUCUGGCACCACCGACUUGGUCACCCGUCUGUGCAGCGCCUUCGGGCCAUGCACAAACGGUGCCUUGUCUCUGGUCUUCCCAGGGUUCUCCCUCCCCUCCCACCCUCGCCUGCUCCUCCCUGUCUUCCCUGUGUCGAGGGGCGGCAGCGCGCCGCUCCUCACUCCUCCUCCUUUCCCCCGACGACUGCUCCCUUGCAGACGCUCCACCUAGACGUGUGGGGCCCAGCCCGCGUCCGUGGACAGGGUCAGGAGAGGUACUUCCUGAUUGUUGUUGACGACUACUCUCGCUACACCACGGUCUUCCCCUUGCGCACCAAGGGUGAGGUCCCUGAUGUCUUGAUCCCUUGGAUCAGCAGAGCUCGUCUCCAGCUCAGCGAGCGUUUCCGCUCGGACUUUCCUGUCCUGCGUUUGCACUCUGACAGAGGUGGUGAGUUCUCCUCCGACCUCUUGGCAGCCUACUGUGCGGAGCACGGCAUUGAGCAGUCGUUCACGCUUCCGGCCUCUCCACAGCAGAAUGGGGUUGCUGAGCGCCGCAUUGGCUUGGUCAUGGAGGUCGCUCGUACCUCCCUGAUCCAUGCGGCUGCUCCCCACUUUCUGUGGCCGUUUGCGGUCCGAUACGCUGCGCAUCAGCUCAACCUCUGGCCCCGUGUCUCCUUGCCGGAGACUUCCCCGACACUGCGGUGGACGGGAGAGGUUGGCGAUGCGUCACGUUUCCGGCUCUCCUCCCGCGCUGUUCCUUGUGUCUUCCUUGGCUUUGUCCCGGACGCGCCUGGUUGGCAGUUUUACCACGUCACCUCGCGCCGGGUUCUGCCUUCUCAGGACGUCACUUUUGACGAGUCCGUCCCCUACUACCGCCUCUUCCCCUACCGCACUGCCCCGCUCCCCCCCCCGCCUCUCUUCCUCGCGCCAGGUGCUGCUGUGGUAGACCCCCUCCCCCCUCAGGGUGCCGCUCCCUCAGGUGUGUCCCAGGUAGACCCGGUUGAGCCUGUCGAGGUAGCUGUCGACUCUCGUCCUGCUAGGGGUGCUGAGCCUGAGCGUGAGGAGCCUGGCGGUGCUGAGCCUGAGGGUGCGGAGCCUGGGGGUGCUAAGCCUGGGGGUGCUGAGCCUGGGGGUGCUGAGCCUGGGGGUGCUGAGCCUGGGGGUGCGGAGCCUGGGGGUGCUGAGCCUGGGGGUGCUGAGUCUGGGGGUGCUGAGUCUAGCAGUACCGAGCCUGGGAGUGCUACACCUGGAGGAGCCCUCUCCUCACAGCAUAGUCUUCGGAGUGGCGCUCCUGGUGUUGCGGACCCUGGCGUUGGAGCUACUGCUGGUGCUGAGGACCCGGGCGGUGGAGCUGCUGCUGGUGCUGAGGACCCGGGCGUUGGAGCUGCUGCUGGUGCUGAGGACCCGGGCGGUGGAGCUGCUACUGGUGCUGAGGACCCGGGCGUUGGAGCUGCUACUGGUGCUGAGGACCCGGGCGUUGGAGCUGCUGCUGGUACUGAGGACCCGGGCGGUGGAGCUGCUACUGGUGCUGAGGACCCGGGCGUUGGAGCUGCUGUUGGUGCUGAGGACCCGGGCGUUGGAGCUGCUGCUGGUGCUGAGGAACCGGGCGUUGGAGCUGCUGCUGGUGCUGAGGACCCGGGCGGUGGAGCUGCUGCUGGUACUGAGGACCCUGACGCUGGUGUCUCUACUGGUUCUGGAGACGCUGCGCGGCCGCGACUGUACUUCGUACCGCUCCUUCAGCAGGUUCUUGGUCAGACUCCUCCUCCUUGUCCUCCUUCCUCCUUAGAGUGUCCUCCGCCUGUCCAGUUGCAGUCACAGUUACCGCCUGCCUCGCCUCUCCCUGGUCCCUCUCCUUACACUAGUCCCACAUGGGGUCUUACGGAGCGUCGUGAGCCUGAGUCUCGUCCUGCGUCGCCUGUUCGUACUGCUCGCACUGGUCGUCGUGUCCCACGUGAGCGUCCUCCCCCUGUCCCUGGCACUCACUACAUGACUCUGCGUCCCUCCACUGCUCCUCAGCGUGUCCCUCUGCCGUCUCCUCCUGCGUCCUCUCUACCUACUCUUCCUGACCCGGAGUCUGACUUCCGUCGUGCUGCCAGUCCCACUGUCACGCGUCUCCUAGCUACUGUUGUCACUGACCCUACCUUUGAGUCCUCUGCUGCGUCUGCUCUGGUCGCUGAGUUGGUUGACUUUGCUGCUCGGUGUCGUCUAGACUACGCCGCUAGCCUUGUUGCUGAGUCUGAGUCUGUCUGUCCUCUGUCCGUCGGGGGUGAGUGUGCUCUUGGCACGGACGUCCUUGAGGACAGACAGGAGGAGUUCGAAGAUGACUACUCUUCGGGUGCUGCUGCACAUAGCCGCUCAGCGCGACUACGAGCUUCACUCACUUGA